CAGGUCGCGUUGCGUUCAGGAGGCUUGCUGUGGAAGAAAGCGGCAGAGAGAGAGAGACUCAAAAAGAAAGAAAGAGAGAGAGAGACUCGGAGAAACAGCAGCCUGGGAGCAUGUCGAGCGACUUCUACCUGCGAUACUACGUUGGACACAAGGGCAAAUUCGGCCAUGAGUUCUUGGAGUUUGAGUUCCGACCCGACGGAAAAUUGAGGUAUGCCAAUAACAGUAAUUACAAAAAUGAUGUCAUGAUCAGAAAAGAAGCCUAUGUACACAAGAGCGUGAUGGAGGAGCUGAAGAGGAUAAUCGACGACAGUGAAAUCACAAAGGAAGAUGAUGCUUUGUGGCCGCCUCCUGAUCGAGUUGGUCGGCAGGAGCUGGAGAUUGUGAUAGGAGAUGAACACAUUUCAUUCACAACCUCCAAAAUUGGAUCUCUGAUUGACGUCAAUCAGUCCAAAGACCCUGAAGGCCUCCGAGUAUUUUACUACCUGGUUCAAGAUCUGAAAUGUCUCGUCUUCAGUCUCAUCGGUUUACACUUCAAGAUCAAGCCUAUUUAAGGAAGGGGAAUGGAACUCUUUUUUUUUUUUUUUUUUUUUUUUUUUUUUUUUUGUCUGCUUCUUUUGGAACAUUUGUAUAUUGCUUUUGGGCAAACUUGUCUUUUUUUAAAAUUUAAAUAAAGUGAUCUUGUUUUUCUUCA
This is a messenger RNA of Polyodon spathula (Mississippi paddlefish), 691 nucleotides long. Its product is annotated as protein mago nashi homolog. The transcript has 5 exons. Bases 111 to 551 code for a protein of 146 amino acids. Gene Ontology annotation, biological process: RNA splicing. Gene Ontology annotation, cellular component: nucleus; exon-exon junction complex; catalytic step 2 spliceosome. The record is from RefSeq and is a predicted model, not a curated record. NCBI's taxonomy places the organism in Eukaryota, Metazoa, Chordata, Actinopteri, Acipenseriformes, Polyodontidae.